Tigriopus californicus is the source of this 3883-nucleotide messenger RNA. RefSeq lists its product as uncharacterized. Lineage: Eukaryota; Metazoa; Arthropoda; Copepoda; Harpacticoida; Harpacticidae. The record is from RefSeq and is a predicted model, not a curated record. The transcript has 3 exons. Bases 1622 to 3799 code for a protein of 725 amino acids.
UCAACAGAAGCUAAUUCGGAUUCAGUUUGUGGUUGGAGUCUAAUUAGAAGCUUUGUUAGCCAAAACGUGUCAAAAGUUUCAAAGAAACAUCAUGGUACAUUAUGGUAGAACGGCAAAACGUUUUGCUACAAUCAGAAAAGAUGUAGAAUUUAGCAUUGGCAUUAGGGCACCUUAUGAUUCCAUACUGCAUUUGUACUAACGAUUUCAUACUUUUGUGCUAUCUUGAACAAGUCAGUUUAUGUCAGUGUGUGGAAAAAUAUGCGUUUAAUUUGAAAUUGAGUUGCCAUGUAAUGCGAGUAGAGUUUGUCACAGAGAGUCCCCAAAUAGUGAAGGACUGGAGAGAGAGCCAUUGAAGGAAAUUGAAUGUUUUCGCCUAAACAAGAUAAUUUUGGUUAGAAAUUGAUCACUACUCCAGUUCAUAGUAGAUUCUGAUUCCAAAGGGCAUUUGACUAGCAGAGAGGCAAAAGAGGAUCAUCUUGAAAUGCUCAUUGUUUCAAGCGCUUGUCUGUUUAUGGUUAUACUCAUCGAAACCGAAAUUCCUACCGCAAGAGCUUUCUGUCCAUCACUAGCCAUGAACAAUCUUCCAAAUCUAGCUUUCUAAUUGUAAAAUAUUCUCCGGGGGCUCAGAAUUUUCCCAUUGGGAUUGUUCUCGGAAUCAGAAAAACGUACAGUGGCUUUCAUAUAUCAAAUGCAAUCGGGUUCUCUUCUCCAUUACUUUGUAGGUUUUCGUCCUCGUUAGAAAUAAACAGACCAACUAGUCCCAUCAAGAUAAUCGUAAUAUGCAUGUUAAGAGUUCUUGUAAAUAAACACUGCGGAUAAAUUGGUGAAAAUAAAUUGGUAUCCUUCCAAAAUGACCUACUUAGUGGCUUUUGAGUGUGUCUUAACAUUAAUACCUGCCUGGCUCCUCAAACAAUGGGCCAGGAAUCUAUUGAUAACCUUGAAUGCCAUAAAAGGCCUAAAACCUCCUCCUAAGAACGCCCGUUUCUAUUGGACUUUCUCCGCUUUUUUUCGGCUUUGAAUAUUUCAUGAGAUUUGUGCCACAAUGUGGUGGGUUCACUUCGGAAAGACAGAGAGACUCGUCGACAAUACUAGUGUCUUAUUUCAAACGUAUCCAGUCAGAUAUACUGUACAUGGGUUCCAGUGCUUGAGCGGAGUGUUGCGAACUAGGCAUAUUUUCUCAUUCAUCUUACCAUGCGGAAGGCCCAGACUAUUGGACUUGGAAACGAGGAAGAUUAAUAUGAUAGCAAUUCGAGGUCUCUUUAUGGUCCGACACCUUCAAAGAGAUUACUUCGUGCGCUUUGAAAGGAAAUGAUGAGAUCGACAUUUGUCUUCUACCUUCUACCGAUAAUGGCUUCUUAUCUCCUUGGAUCGACAAUGUGUUUGACAAGUGGAACAAAUUCUAACAAAUGGACCCUCGAGAGUGACAUUGGAACGCUGAAAAUGUCACUCUAUCCAAGAUCAUUCACAAUGAGAGCUCACCAACGUUCUCGUCGGAGUCCUGUUCCUAGAUUUGUGAGAACCGAAUGGUUUAAUUCAUGAGCUUCUUGGAAGCAAAAACCUUCUCAAUUUUGCAAUUUUCCCUCAACAGAUUAGAACCAAGAGAAGAAGGCCAUUGGCUGAGAUGACACACUUGGGACUACGAUCUCCGCCAAUCCAAAGAUUUGCCACCCAAAAAACGUGGAGGAGCUUGAAAUUAUCGGCCCCCUCUGUGAAGCACUUGGGUUUCCACUCUGUUUUGGCACGUGAGACUGAACCGGAUGUCGCCGAAAAAAGGCCACCUUCAAAUGAAAGAUGGUCUUCUUCGGAACGCUCUGAGACGAAGCCAAAGAACCUGAGAGAGUUUGAGCACAAUGCUAACAAUUUGGGCUUGAGAAUAAGAAGAAGCAACAAGAGGAGGAAGGAAAAGAGAGAGGAGAACAAGAGGGACCACCAAACCCAUUGGAACAGUGUCGGUUUUGGUGGAUCUAGUGCUGUUAUUGAGGGUGGUGGAGGUGAAGCAGAGCACGACGACAAAGAUGAAGAUGAUGAGGAAGAGACGGCUGAUUCAACGCCAAGAAGGCAACAACUUACUUCACCAGAAGUAGAACAGAGAGAACUUUAUAAAAUGAGUCGAAGUUCGUCACAGAUGUUCCAUAAGCGCAAGAAGAGGUCUAGGUCUCCGAGGCGAAAUGAUGCCUUCUUAUCCUCAUGGUAUCAAAGUGGGAACGAAAAUGAACUAGCUAACGACAUCGCGUCCAAAGUUUCGUUUCCAUCAUCUUCACCAUUACCGUUAUCCCUGUUGUCGAUGACACAAAAGAGAAUUGGAGAAGAAACGCCAUUUGAGAAUGAGCCUCUACUUCGAAUCCAAUCAUGGAACAUAGAAAACGAACCGGAACAUCCGCUUCCUUUUCCACCCAAAGCAUUUCGGCCAAGGAAAUGCGAGCUGACGGAGACCAAAACAAAUACCAGCACACUACAGUCAUCGUCACUACUAGGACUACAAAUACUUCACCCUUGGGGAAAACCAGACGAUAUGAACUUGCGCCAGAACAUUCACACCUGGGAGCAUCAGAUCCUCAAUGACUUGAAAGCAAGUUUUCCCCUAAAGAAAUCCCACGUGGAAUUAGACCUCCUCGUCAUUUUAGACGCGGAGGAUCCUAAUUGCGAGGAAAAGGUGGACCUUCGAGUAUUUGGCAGUCUGUGUGUGACAAGACUGAGGCGGAAGAAGAAUGAUUUGAAAGAUUUCAGGAGCCAAAUCGAGUCCAUCAUGAGACGACAUUCGGCUCUCCUCGCGCCCCUGUCAGUCCUGUCUCAUUCCAUUCUCAUCAUCCCUCUCUGUUUCCCGAGAGCCUCGCCGUCCAUUGGGAAUGGAGUAAUUGAAUCCACAAGUGGAACGGGGGAAAGCAGCCCUAGAAAUAGAAGUCGAGAACGAGGCAGAUCACCCCAUCGGAUGGAAAAUCGAUCCUGGAGAACAAGGCUCGGUUCCGAUCCAAGCUGGCCUAUUGGAAGCAAGGGAUGGUCAUCAUCAUUUCCAUUGUUAUCAUCACGGACACGCAGAGGGCCAUCAUCCCAUUACCUAAUCAAAACGUCUGAGAUCUUCCACAAUUUCUUGAACGAAGAUGAAGAAAACCAAUCGAAGCCAAGGCACCACGAGAUUAAAAGGCCUCGUGAGGGCAAAGUUCGUACCCGACGAACCCCAAGUUUUCGAUCAAAGCCUCUGGACUCGACAUUGCGAACUCCAUUUCUAAAUCAAGUCAAUGUACAUCAGAUUUCUUCCAAGGGGAAUGUCCAGCCCCAAGGAUCUGAAAUGAACCCCAAUCAACGACCAAUGGAAGGAUCAAGUGAUUCAAGUAUGUCCUCCCAAACAGGAGGAGAAGGGGAUGGAGGAGGAAACCUUGAAGUGGAGCACAAUCAAAAGUUGAAACUAACUCAAGCUCAGCACGACAAAAAUGAUACCACUGAGCGGGCCUCAAUUCUAGGGCUCUGGAUCUUCCUCAUCGUUUUGGUCAAUAGCUUCGUGAUCAUCUUAGGUACUGUUUGCGUCUUUGGAUUAAUCUACCUCUGGAAAUCAAAACAAGGAAGCUCGAGGGAAACAUCGUCCUCGAGGACACAGCGUCCUGCUCGUCAACUCAACCAAAUCACGCCUCUUUCCAUUCAACCCCGAUCUCAGCGCUUUUUGUACAAUCCCAAGGCCAGCAUUUAUAGCCAAGGAGUACCGGGUGCGGCAACCUAUUUUCCCCCACAAUCGGCAACAACGUUUUCAAGUCAUCUUGAGCGAAAUUCUAGCACUUCGUCCUUGGUGCAAGACAUCAGUUUGUGAUAAAGCUAUACUAACUAAUUAUUGUUGAAGUUAAAAAUCUUUCUUGUGCUUGUUAUUGAAUAGAAAUAUAGAUUUGCAUGAUUC